GACCACGAUGACGACGACAAUAAUAAUAAUAAUAAUACUUUAAAAAAAAAUAAAAAUCAAGAAGUGAGCUGUCUUUCUUCAUUCAUCGCUUUCGUCUUCUGUUCUGCUGGAAAACGUCAAUAAUCUCUUCACUGCAAAAUCCUCUCUUCCGUGAAGAACCCAAAGAGAUGACUGCUCUUCAGAGCUCUUUCGUUACUGGGUCGAUCAAAAAUCCCCAAUUCAGCUUCUCAUCUGGCUCGGCUCUGAAGUCUAUGGAACACAUGAGCUGUAGCAGUAUUAUUCCCAGUAAUAGCUUUCUGGGUAAAGUUAAGCUUACAACUUCAGGAAGGUCACUGAUCAUUCGAGCAAGUCGGGAUGAAGGAAGACCAAGUAGUGCAAGUGUUUUUGUUGGUGGCUUUGUCUUGGGAGGAAUUGUCAUGGGAGCAUUGAGUUGUGCAUACGCACCUCAGAUAAGCAAGGCGCUCACGGGAGCUGACAGAAAAGAUCUAAUGAGGAAACUACCGAAAUUCAUAUACGAUGAGGAGAAAGCUCUAGAGAGGACUCGUAGAAUACUGGCUGAGAAGAUUGAACAGCUGAACUCUGCCAUAGAUGAAGUCUCCUCUCAGCUUCACGGAGAUGACCCUCCGAAUGGAACUGCAGUUAAUUCAGACGAGAUCGAGGCUUCCAUUUAGUAAAAAACACCAUUUCGAACUCACGGUUGAGUUCGUAGUAUGAGAUAGGUAGUAUCCGGACGUUACUUUUUUCUUUCUUUGAACACGGAUGUAUCUCAAUAUGGGAUCUUCUAGAAACAUAGUAUAUGAGAAUUACGUGCUCAACUUCACAUUUCGUCCAAAAAUUAGUCUCAGGCGUGGCGUCUAUCCCUUGUACCUUUCUUGAACAUGAAUUUUCUCACCUCCAUAGACUGAAACCUUUGUUUUCUGCAAAA
Messenger RNA from Punica granatum (pomegranate), 925 nucleotides. The record is from RefSeq and is a predicted model, not a curated record. Lineage: Eukaryota; Viridiplantae; Streptophyta; Magnoliopsida; Myrtales; Lythraceae.